AUGGCUGCGGACACUCAAUCCACCUCCUCCUCCGCUCUCUCCGCCGUUCCGUUCCUCGACGAAGAAAACUGGGUCGAGUUCCUCCGACGUAUCGACUUCGCCCUUGUUAACAAAAACUACCUUUACGAAAAAAUCCUUAAAGGUACAAGAGUCCGACCAACUCGCUCCCCAAGCGAGACGGAGUCUGCGUUUAAGAAAAGACUCGACGCGUGGGACGAACUCCAGACUCAAGGCUGCUCCUUUGUCCGCAGCAGACUCGGGCCAACCGCCGCAGACUUCGCUAAAGGAAAGGGAAUAGGCCUUACAAUCGUCGGAGACUUUAAAGAGCACGAUCUUAAGAAGCUAUUAUUAGUGGAUUUAAAAGAACGAUUUCGACCUAAAGGCGUCGCGACGUUCCACCGUCUUCAGUCCGCGUUGCUCGCUCUUCGCAUUAACGAGUUCGACGACGUCACUUCUUUCAAUAACGAAUUCAUGCGCUUAGACGGACAACUUAAGCUUCUCGGUGCCUUUACCCGCAAGGAGGAGCAGUUGAUGCAGCACUCCUCGGGCAAGGCAUUCCUCGCACACGGCAAACCCGGCAAACUUGCAAGAGGAGAUAAGUCUACUAUAAUCUGUAGUCAUUGCAAGAAGCCUUACCACUCUGAGCCGGAAUGCGUAGUGGCCCACCCUCAUCUAAAGGCUGCCCUCGAUAAACGAAUCGAAAAGAAGCGUAAGGACAGAGCUGCUAAGCAAGUUAAACUAAAGACGGCCAAAAAUACCGACUCUUCCGAAAAGACUCCUUCCGCUGUUCUCUCUAUGCUAUCGAUUCGUGGCUGCGCUAAUAAGACCUUUCAACCCGCUUUCGACGUUUAA
Molecule: messenger RNA, 852 nt
Organism: Drepanopeziza brunnea f. sp. 'multigermtubi' MB_m1
Lineage: Eukaryota; Fungi; Ascomycota; Leotiomycetes; Helotiales; Drepanopezizaceae
Source: RefSeq, a predicted model, not a curated record